Messenger RNA from Labrus bergylta (ballan wrasse), 2652 nucleotides. Its product is annotated as hormonally up-regulated neu tumor-associated kinase homolog. Gene Ontology annotation, molecular function: ATP binding; protein serine/threonine kinase activity. The record is from RefSeq and is a predicted model, not a curated record. Lineage: Eukaryota; Metazoa; Chordata; Actinopteri; Labriformes; Labridae. Gene Ontology annotation, biological process: intracellular signal transduction; protein phosphorylation. Gene Ontology annotation, cellular component: cytoplasm.
AUGCCAGCUGCAGCAGUGAAGCCCUCUCCAGAGGACAUGGUGGCCGAAGGAGGGGGUGAAGGAGAGCGCGGCGUGUCCCAGUGGGAAGCCUCUGCACUGGGCCGGGAGCGUCUCUCUCUGCCCUCUCUGAAGGUCCCCAGGGAGCUGCUGCGGAGCUUUCCCCACUCCAAACGGGUCGGCUCCUAUCUGGUGGGGAAGAUGAUCAACAAGGGAUCGUUUGCCAAAGUGAUGGAGGGGCUGCACAUCGGCACGGGGGAGAAGGUGGCCAUAAAAGUGAUCGACAAGAAGAAAGCCCGACAGGAUUCUUACGUGCUGAAGAACAUGAAGAGAGAACCUCGAAUUCAUCAGAUGGUGCGACAUCCUCAUAUUGUCGUCCUGCUAGAGACACUGGAGACAGAGAACAGUUACUACAUGGCCAUGGAGCUGUGUGCAGGAGGAGACCUGAUGGACAGGAUCUGUGAGAGGAAGAGGCUGGAGGAGAGGGAGGUGCGGCGCUACACCCGCCAGAUCCUCUCUGCAGUGGAUCACCUGCACAAACAUGGCAUCGUACACAGAGAUUUAAAGAUUGAAAACUUUCUGCUGGACGAACACAACAACAUCAAGAUUGUGGACUUUGGCCUGAGUAACACUCUGAAGACUGAAUCUUUGUCUCUGGAGCUCCUCAGCACGCAGUGUGGAAGUCCUGCCUAUGCAGCCCCCGAGCUGCUCGCUCACAGGAAGUAUGGACCCAAAGUGGACGUCUGGUCCAUAGGUGUGAGUAUGUUUGCCAUGCUGACAGGGACUCUGCCUUUCACUGUCGAGCCUUUCAACAUUAAACAGCUGCACCACAAGAUGGUCAGUGGAGAGAUCGGCAGCAUUCCCAGCGAUGUCAGCAAAGGUGCUGCAGCCUUUGUGCUGUCUCUCCUGGAGCCGGAUCCAGAUAAGAGACCAAGUGUGAGAGCUGUGAUGGAGGAGAGAUGGAUCAACGAGGGAUAUGCCAAGAAGCCUCUUCACACCCUCUCGCAUAAAAACAGACUGUGCCCUGAGGAUCUGAACUCGUCUGUGCUCUCCUACAUGACAGAGACGCUGGGUUACUCCCUCUCUGAAGUCAUACACACACUCACAACCAACAGACCCUCAGCCAUCACGGCCUCCUAUCAUCUGCUCAUCAACAAACUCAGUAGGAGUCAGAAAGGAGCCAAGGCCAGCAAGAAGCUAGAGAGCAAUGACUGGAGUCUGCCGAGCAAGAACACAUGGAGAGAGAGACAUAACAGUGAAUCAAAGGCUCAGCAACAGCAUGAACCAGCCAAUGGAAAGACCUCAAAGAAGUCCAGCCGACCUCUGAGACAGACAACUGAAUACCAGAGCGCCAGGAAGAGGCCUGAAGACUUGCACGUGAGGGACCAUCGAGAGGACACGGAGAACCAUCCACCCUCUCCUUCUUUACCCAAGCUACCUCACUAUUCCUCCCCUUCAAUACCACCUCGCCGUCCCUCCCCCUCCCCUGCCCAUCUGUCGGCAGAGGAGGGGGCAACUGAUGAAGAGAUCGCCAUCACUGUGGACACCAGGGAGAUGCCGCUGUUCCCCGAAGUGUCUCUGUUCGGAGACAGAGAACUCGUCCAUCUUUCUCCGCCUAAAAGCUCUGCAUCCCAACUCUGUGACUCCGCCCCUUGCCAAGUCCCCUUACCAGCUGAGCCAAUCAGAGACAGCAGCACUUCAAAACCAAUCAGACAUAUGCACCCGCUCAGGACGACUCAAUCAGACGGGGCUGCAGACCCUGGGUCAGACUGCUUUCAUGACAACCGUCACCAGGACGACCACUCUCAUCACCUGAGCAUCAAUGAGCGUCUGGAGAAGUUGCAGACAUUUUAUUCCUCUGAGAAUAAUGGCAUCUCUCCCAGGAUGCUUUUGGAGGCCGACACAAACACCUCAGAUAAGGACCAUCUGGGUACCAUGGAGACAACCCAGAAGUCACCCUCUGCACUGCUGCCCCGCCUGCGCAAUGUGGGGCUUAAAGAUGGACGAGUUAGGAAGAUGACAUGGGUAGGGUUGACUCGUCCUGGGCCCCCAGGACUUCUGGUGAACGGGUCUAAACCUCCCGCCUUCCCCCCGCAGAGACAACACACUUUGGUCAUUAAGAGUCUAAGACAGGAGAGGGGCAAAAGGAAAGAUCUGGUAGCAGCAGGAGGGAGAGACAGGGGGGUGGCUGGAGGAGGAAUAAAUGGAUCAAAAAGGAACUCAGUACAGUUACGUUCAUCUCUCCAGCGACAAGUAGCGGACCUGAACCUGCCCCUUCUUCCUUCAGCCCUGCAGGGAAAGACAGAUAGGAAUAAGAACCAGCUUCACAGCAUGGACAACUGAAUCAUAGAUGGGACAACACAAAAGAGAGGCAGCGAUAGAGGCCAGAAAGGGGCGCAAAAGCAAGAGGAUAUCAGAUUCAGGUUAGUGGCACAUUGGAAAAGCAGAUCUGUAAUUCAGAAAUACUGGCCUGUGUUGUCAAACAAUAUUCAGGCAAACAAAGUAGCUGUUUUCCUCUGAUGUUAAACUCUGGGUGGGUGGCUCAAAUGCUGAUAUUCUGUUGUAUGUCUUACGGCUCUGUUCCAGGUUUGCAGAUAUACAUUGGUCAUAUCGUUAUCAAAUCAUCGCUUCUCUAUCUAUUCGCAACUAAAAAGA